Molecule: messenger RNA, 1023 nt
Organism: Acanthosepion pharaonis
Lineage: Eukaryota; Metazoa; Mollusca; Cephalopoda; Sepiida; Sepiidae
Source: the annotation of a GenBank genome assembly
AUGAAUUCCUUUUCUGCAAAAACAACAGUGAAGCAACAUGCAGGACAGAAUUCAAAGGACCAAUUGGAGGUGACUGAGGCAGGUACGGCAUAUAAAGUCCAUUCAGAAAGACCCCAUUUAGUCAGUUUAGGCAGUGGCCGUUUGUCCACAGCUGUUACAUUGCUACCUCUUCAUGAAGGCAUUACAAGGAUUGGUACUCCUGAUGCCAAAAUUGCCCAGGAUAUUAUUGUUCAAGGCACAGGAGUUGAGAAUGAACAUUGUUUCAUUGAAAACACUACUGGUGUUAUUACAUUGUAUCCAUUGGCCAAAAUGUGUGCUGUGGAUGGUGUCUUGGCUGCAGGCCCAAUACGCUUGUCACAAGGAAAUUUCUUUCACCAACUAUAUAUUUUCUCUUUUCUAUUUUUUUUUUCUGCCUUUGGUCUUUUACACCCUCUUUUAUCUCUCUCUGUCUUCCUUUGGACUUUUACACCCUCUUUUAUCUCUCUCUGUCUUCCUUUGGUCUUUUACACCCCCUUUUAUCUCUCUCUGUCUUCCUUUGGUCUUUUACACCCCCUUUUAUCUCUCUCUGUCUUCCUUUGGUCUUUUACACCCUCUUUUAUCUGUCUUCCUUUGGUCUUUUACACCCUCUUUUAUCUGUCUUCCUUUGGUCUUUUACACCCUCUUUUAUCUGUCUUCCUUUGGUCUUUUACACCCUCUUUUAUCUGUCUUCCUUUGGUCUUUUACACCCUCUUUUAUCUGUCUUCCUUUGGUCUUUUACACCCUCUUUUAUCUGUCUUCCUUUGGUCUUUUACACCCUCUUUUAUCUGUCUUCCUUUGGUCUUUUUACACCCUCUUUUAUCUGUCUUCCUUUGGUCUUUUACACCCUCUUUUAUCUGUCUUCCUUUGGUCUUUUACACCCCCUUUUAUCUGUCUUCCUUUGGUCUUUUACACCCCCUUUUAUCUCUCUCUGUCUUCCUUUGGUCCUUAACAUUCUCUGUUAUCUCUUUUCCUUUCCUUCACCUUUCCAAAUUCCUUCUCAGUUAA